AUGAUGCAGAGGUCAUCCCCCAAUAUUCUAAUCACGGGCACUCCCGGUUGUGGGAAGUCGACGUUGUCAGCCGAACUUGCUGCUGCUACUGGACUUAAUUAUAUUUCUGUCAAUGAUGUUGCGAAAGAGCAAGACUUAUAUGAUGAAUAUGAUGAAGAGAAUGAAUGCCAUGUUCUUGACGAAGACCGCGUGAUAGACGAAUUAGAGCCGAAGAUGCAAGAAGGCGGCCAGGUACUCAACGUUUUAUUCCACAUUAUCCGAUCAAUCUUUUUCCGGCGUCUAAUUUACGCCUUAUUUGCAAAACAGGUGAUCCUUGAUGAGGCACGAGAAUCCUAUGCUCCGGAAAUUGUCCACGAACUGAAGAGCGAAACCCUAGAGGAUUUGCAGAAGAAUGUGUCAGACAUCUCCGCUUGGAUCCAACAAUGGAAGGCCACCCAUCCAACUUGA
Molecule: messenger RNA, 447 nt
Organism: Dibothriocephalus latus
Lineage: Eukaryota; Metazoa; Platyhelminthes; Cestoda; Diphyllobothriidea; Diphyllobothriidae
Source: the annotation of a GenBank genome assembly